CAGAAAAACAGGACAUGUCUAUUCCUGCUGCGUCUGCUCUCUGCCUCAUUCUGACUUUCUCUCCUUCACUAUCACUUUCUCUCUCCUCUUGCUCCAUUUUUCUCUCCGUUCACUUGUUUCUUCUUGCCCCCUGGUUUGUCAUAUCGAGUUCACAUGAGGAGACGCAGCCGUCUCCCCUGUGUUUCGCUGCUCAUUUGGUUAAGUUCAGGCUGUUCAGCAGCUCUGGGGUCAGUUAUGUGCUUGAUGUAAGUGACUUGGAGAAAACCAGCAGCAGUUCCAGUGUCAGAGGAGGGGAGUUACAUGUUACUGAGCCGAAUUAGACAAAAGCAGACAUCAACUGCAUGUCUAACUCAGACUGACUCAAACACACACACACACACACACAUCGUAAGCAUGUCGGCAGUGCGUCCAGCCUCCCCUCCUGCUGAGGACCCAACCACGCCCCCACCCAUGACCACGCCUCCUCGCAAACCCUCGGUCCGCCUGCAGGAGAGGCGGGGCUCCAACCUGUCUCUGCUAUUGGACGUGAGCAGCCUGGGGGCAGAGCCUAUUUGUUCUGUCUCCACCCCAAAGGAGGUGUGGCUUCAGCUGCUCCACACCUCCUCCCGCCCACUCACACACGAAAAGCUGCAGCAGGCCGCCAUGGACACCAGCACACUGAAUGUAGAGUACCAGAAGAUCCCUCCGAACUUUGUGAGCACCGUAGAGCUCGAUGUUCCUGGACAUAUGAUUAAAGACAGAUACAAAACCAUCCUGCCCAACCCUGAGAGCCGGGUGAUCCUGAGGAGCCCAGAGGAAGAGGGAGGGCCAGACCGCUACAUCAACGCCAACUACAUCAGGGGUUACAAAGGAGCUGCCCGGGCCUACAUCGCCACCCAGGGGCCAAUGCUGCACACUGUCGGGGACUUCUGGGACAUGGUGUGGCAGGAGAGGAGCAGCAUCAUCGUCAUGGUUACCAGACUCAAGGAGAGCAACGAGAAAUGUGAGCUGUACUGGCCACAGCCGAAGAAAAGGAGGAGGAAGAGGGCAAAGGAGGAGGAGGAGGAGCAGGAGGAGGAAGAAGGGGAGACAGGCCGAUUCGGCAGAUUCCUCCUCAGAGUGAGAGACAGCCGAGAGAAGGACGGGUUCACAGUCACUGACAUGGACAUCCAGCUGGGUGAAGAUCGUCGUCCCAUCAGACACUACUGGUUCACCUCUUGGCCUGACCACCACAUCCCACAAUGCACCGCUCCUCUGCUGAGACUAGUGGAGGAGGUGGAGACCUACAGCAAGUCGCUCCUGGCGCCCAGCUCUCAGCCAGUCACGGCCUCUGUGCUCAGCCCUGGACCAAUCAUCGUCCACUGCAGUGCAGGUAUCGGGAGGACAGGCUGUUUUAUCGUCAGCAGUAUCUGCGGUCAGCAGCUCAGAGAAACAGGUCAGGUUGACAUCCUUGAGACUGUGUGUCAACUUCGACUCGACAGGGGUGGUAUGAUCCAAACCACAGAGCAGUACCAGUUCCUGUACUCCACGCUGGCGCAGUACAGCUCCCAGCUACAGCACAAACAGGAGCAGAACCAGUCUGUCACACUGCCACAGAGCCAGCAGAGCCAGCAGGACCAAGUCAGCCUACAGCUUCAGAACCUCCAACUGGACAACACUCAAAAUGUGAAGAACUGAUAGAACCUCAAGAUCCACAGCUAAAGAGAUCCAGGAGACACAGAAAGGUAGAAAGAACAGAACUCAAAGAUGGACACCAGCAGUCAAACCCAAAGAACUGACACCCUUAGAGAUGAAGAGUUUGGGGAAGCAGCAGCAUCAGAAGCAUCAGGAUCAUACGAGAUCCCCAAAAGAAGGGGGUAUACUGGUCCAGUUCUGAGGGAUAUGGUCCAGGAAGUGGUGCUGAAGAACUGGAACAGGAGAGGCUCAGAGAACCCAGAUCAACCUGAUGAUUUUGGACUAAACAUCUCACUAACCUUUCUUACCUGAACCGAAAAGCUUGAACCAAGUACGAAAAACAGGUCAGAUCAAAAGGAACAUUUUAAUGAAAUUAAUUACUUUAAGGAUGAUUUUCAGUGAAGACCAAAGUGACACUGAAGUGAAACCAGAACUCUCAAAAUCCCAUUGACAUUUGUAAUAGUGCUAACAUUAAGAAAUCCAGCCUCGUUAAAAAUCUUUCUCAACAGUAUGUCACAUGACCCACUUCACGUUCAGAUAAGGGUGUAAAAGUGAUCUAAAAUCUUUAUUUAUUUAGUAUUUUUAUCUUUAGUGGCCUUCAACAAGGAUUCAUCCACACAAGCAUCCUUCACAGAUGAGUUGUAGUAGUGUUUACAGUGAGUCUGUUAGCACAAAGAAACAUGUAGGCAAGAUAUGACUGAUACAUUUCAAGUAUUAGAACUGGAUUUUGUGCCUGAACAGAAGAGGGCCACAAAUUCAAAUAAAAACACAGGAGCCACCUUCCCUGACCAUUCCAGGUUUUACUGCAUUUUCGUAUUUAAACAAACAAAUGUAAAUGUAUUUAAAUUAUCACAAAUUGCCAAAAAGACAAAGUGGACUUUCAGGGCCUCUGCAGGUCUGGAAGCCUGAGACAGUUUUCUCCCUUGCCUGGUCCAGAGUCCAGUUUGCACUACCAACUACUUGUAAAGAUGGACGACAUGACAGUUCCCGUAAACACCUGGACGCCCCCUGGUGGUUGGCUGCAGUACAGCUCAUAAGCUCCUCCCCCUCCAUGUUAGCAGAUGAGACACGAGCCAAAUAAAUUUUUCUUAAAGAUGGUUUCUGUCAUUUUAGGUAGUUUGUUCAAAUGUUCAUCGUUCUGAUCAGUUUGGCUUUAAUUAGUUAUUUGAUGCUAUAAAAAGGGAUUGACAGUUAAGCACUGAUCCUGAUUGGCUCAGACAGGUGGUAACUUGAUACCUGAUACUGCAGCACCACUUCCCAAUCACUACUGCACAGACUCUGGCUCCAAAUGAUGUCACCAGAACAAGAUGGCAGCACUCCGCCGAUAGAGGUUCUCAGUCAUCCGGGUCACGACAGUUGAAGUGCUAGAAGCAAAGGCAACCCACAACAACCUAAAAGAUGUCUGGUUGCCAUUCACUUCUAGCAUGGCAGCACUCGUAUCGGGGAUAUUUUGGCUUCACUGUGAAGCACAGUGGGAGGAAGUGGAGAUGCAUCGGCCAUCUUUAUGAAUGACUGUAGUAUGCACACCUGUAUGUUUACCAGUUCCUGCAAAGUGCAGUUCAGGACCAGCACUUGUGAUCAAACAAGCUCAGUAUAGGUACAACAGGACACCAGGACAAAAUACACAGCAUCCAGAAAAAUAAAAGAAUUAUGAAAAUAAAUAUAUCUGAAAAAACAAUGUAAAUGCAGAUUAUGGAGUCAAAACCCUCCAUGUUUUCAAGAGAUUAUGUCCACCUGUGCCUCCAUCUGCUCAGACAGAUGAGGAUAAGCUGAAACCAGAAAAAGUUUUUGUAAUUGCAGAUUAAUUUUCUGCCAGUUUAUUAACUGAUAAAGUGACUAAUAGUUUUAAUUCUGAUGUUUUUCAUCAGAACUGGACCCUUAUUGGCUGUUUGAUAGAUAGAAAUUUAAGUGUAGUCUUGAUUCAAACAGAAAUUAAAGAUCAUUUUUAGAGGCGACUAUAAAAUGAUGAGUCUUUGUGUGUGUGUGUGUGUGUGUGUGUGUGUGUGUAUGGACGUGUAUUCCUGUAGUUGUGGGGACAAAAAUCUGUUUACAUAGUCACAUUGUAAAGACUUGCCUUACUUAUGGGGACAAAACACAAGUCCCCACAACGUAAAUCAUUAAAUAUUAGGGUGAAGAGUUGCUUUAAGGAUAGGCUGAGGUUAGCGUUAGGAUUAGGCCUUAGCCUUCAGGAAAUGAAUGUAAGUCUAUGUAAUGUCCCCAAAAUGAUGUAAACAUGACGUGUGUGUGUGUGUGUGUGCAUGUAAAUCUCAGGUUGAGUCCUUUGAACCUAACAGUGAUGAGACUGUAACUAUUAGUAUGAAUAAACCCAAUGACUGUG
Scatophagus argus is the source of this 3991-nucleotide messenger RNA. Its product is annotated as tyrosine-protein phosphatase non-receptor type 7-like. The transcript is spliced from 11 exons. Gene Ontology annotation, biological process: protein dephosphorylation. Lineage: Eukaryota; Metazoa; Chordata; Actinopteri; Scatophagidae. Gene Ontology annotation, molecular function: protein tyrosine phosphatase activity. The coding region runs from base 301 to 1656 and encodes 451 amino acids. The record is from RefSeq and is a predicted model, not a curated record.